AUGAGCAAGUGGACUGCCAACAGCUACAUACUGAGCAUUUGUCUCUUGAUCUCCGAGUAUGUGCGCCAGCAGCAACAAGACGUCAAGCAAACGAGCUCUGGUGACGACUCCGUGGCGUCUCUGGUCGACGCAGCAUCCGCACAGACUCCAGACCCUGCGCUGGUCAUGACCCGACGGUCGUUGAAUGCGCUGGCGCGUUUUUUGACUCUGGAAAUACAGCACCCGAAGCUUAUGACGAACCAGAGGUUCACUGCUCUUCAUAAUUUAUUGCAACGCUUGGAGAUAAGUUUGGACAGUCCGAAAGACUUUGAGCAGCUGUCGUGGCAGCUCGUGAGUAUCUUGACCAGAAUGGAGAGCCCUGACGCCGUGUGGAACACUGUGGAGCAGAUCUCCGAGUGUGUAGCGCCGCUGCAGAGCUCUCGAGACGACGCAGACGCAGACGAAGAGAUGGACGUGGACUCGGCCAGCUCUGCACUCGUGCGUACGAGUCUACUGGGCGUCUUUGUCCGCAGCUUUUUGCUGGCACUCAACCGCCUGCUAUUCGACGGUCUGUCGAGGCUUUUCGACGACGUGCAGCAGUAUCUGGAAGAGUUUCGAGAGGACGUUGAGACGGAGAAGAAGGCGGCGAGAGAAAUGGAGGAGGAGGAGGAGAUGGACAACGGCUUGGAGCUCGUUGAGUCACCUGCGUCCCAGCACUUAUGGAAGAACACGAGCAAAGCUGCAGACGAUGAUCUAUUGUUGUCGCCGAUUCCGCUGAAAAGCGCCACUUUACGGUCAAAUGUGCGCCAGCGCACGAAGAACACUCGAGCAGGUGCAACCCUUGGCUCACACGCUCUGUUGGAAAAGUCGCUGGAGAAUACGGCAGGUCGGGAAGUCAAUGACCCGUCGAUUUGGUCGACUGAUCAGCUGAAUUACGUUUUGAGUGACAUGGUGCGUGAAGUGGAACGAGGACGGAGUAGUCCACAGCAACGUGGCUUGCCGCAAACCGAAGGUCUGCUGACAGACGAUCAUCGCCGCUUUCUUCUCGAUCGUAUGGAUGGAUCGAACCCCAAUGUGCUUUUUGUUCGAUACUUGUCGUUUCUUCGCAAUCGGGAUUACCAGGGUGCUCUCGACAGUUUGCAUCACUACCACGACGUGCUUUCUCCACGACAAGGCUCUUGCGUUGGUGAUCACAAGAGCAGCGACGGUACUAGUUCGGCAUCAGUGCCAGCAGAAGCCACCAGGAUGCAUUUUCGAGGCAGUGGUGUUCAGUAUGCGGCGUUGAAUCUGGCUGGGCUCCAGAUUGUGUUUCACCGCUACGAUGCGGCACACGAAAGUAUACAGGAAGCAAUCCGGGUUGCUCAGCACCACGGAGAUCACAUAUGUGUGGCGUUCGCGCUUGCGUGGAUGGUUCGCAUCAAGCAGAAAGUUGGCGCAUCGAAAGGCGAAGUGCUCCAGCUUGCCGGCAGCUGUUUGAGUCGUGCCAAAGAGUUGCGUCUACCUGCUCUGCAAGUGCUAGCGACACUGGCGGAAUCAAGCGGCAAUGGUCUGCGCUGGGUCAAGUCUACCGAGGCAGUUCUCGACUCUGUUUGGAACCUGAGUGGAAAAGUUAUGCUUUCACACGCAGCUGCAUGGAGUAUGUUCGGACACCGUUCGCUGGAGAAAGUGUUCAGUCGCGUGCAUUCAUCAUGUUAUGGAGACUCGGCUAGCACUGGAGAAAUUGCACUCACAGUGAGUCACAUGGCGAUAUCGAACCUUGCACAUGCUGAAGAGGGUGUGAAUGUGUACGUGAGGGCGCUUGAGUUCCUUCUCGGCGUUGCUGCAGGCGAGACUGGUGCUGAGGAUCAACGGCACUUGCUCAAUGACGCGACGUAUCAGCGAACUUUGCAUCGUCUCUUCUUCUUGUGGGCGCUUGACAGAGGCGAGUUCGCACGCGCAGAAGUUCAUUUGAGUGCGAUAGUUGCGCUGUCCCCCCAAGACAACGAUUUCCCUGCUUACCUUGAGGCGAUCAUGCUCCAGGCAAACAUGUUGACUGCGACCGGUGACUACUCUCGAAGUCUGAUAUUGCUAGAGCGCCUAGAGGUAACGUGCAGUGAGCAAGGCGUCGCGUAUUUGUAUGCCCAAGUGUUACUGGCUAUCAGCCGGACUCGCGUUCGAGCUGCUGCGCCUCAUGCACCGUUUGCGUCGCUGAAUAUACUGCUGAAAAGCAUCGAUAUUUGUCGAAGCCACCAUUACGACCUUUUGCUGGCGGAAGCCCACGUGGUAAUGGCUGAGGUGUACAUUGCCUUGGGAAAGCUACAAGAUGCGUAUGCUUUGAUGAAUGACCAGAUGCCUUUCGUGAUGGAGAAUGGCAGCGUCAGUCUACGUGGUGAGUGUUUACUAGUGCUAGCAAAAACAAUGGUCGCAAGCAUUAGGCGGUCCGAGAAGUGUGCAGAUGCGCUCAAUGUCGCUGCGAGCCAAGCCAUCAAAAUGCUUACAGCAAGCUCAGGAAUGUUUAUGCUGGUGCAAAAUCAAAACAAAGGGGCAGUGACGCGACCGCAUUCUGCACAUGUCGAGAGCGCGCAGCUGCCGCCUUUUUGA
Molecule: messenger RNA, 2559 nt
Organism: Hyaloperonospora brassicae
Lineage: Eukaryota; Oomycota; Peronosporomycetes; Peronosporales; Peronosporaceae
Source: the annotation of a GenBank genome assembly